Molecule: messenger RNA, 2634 nt
Organism: Rotaria socialis
Lineage: Eukaryota; Metazoa; Rotifera; Eurotatoria; Philodinida; Philodinidae
Source: the annotation of a GenBank genome assembly
AUGGAUAAUAGCCGAUUUCAUUGUUGGCCAUCUAAUGCUUCGUCAACACUAACAGAAACACUGGCGCAACAUGGAUAUAAUUGUAAAGGUAUUGAUGUAAAUUGGAUUCAACCUCCACCAAAACAAGUCACUCAAGACGUUCCAUUCAAUGUAACAUAUUCAAUUGAUUUAUCAGCUGAAUUUUUCGAUUGGGCAAUUUAUAUACUACCUAAGCCAUUAUAUUCACUAUCAAAUCGAACGAUGAAUAGUAGUCACGCAUGGCACGAAUGGUGUUAUAAUCAUGAGCCAACUGUUGACGCCACAGAUCCGAGAAUUGAAUCUGAUACUUGUAUAUGGCACAUUAAUGUACAUGCAUGUGCCCUUGGACGUUCGGUACCAUAUUGCGGUCCUUGGAUUCCGCCAAGUGGUGAAAUAUAUCAUAGUCUAGUUAUGGCAGGACCUGCAUCUCGGAUUUAUGAAAGUACGGUGAUUAUACCUGUGUUUGGAGUCAUAGAAAUCAUAGCACAUUUUAAAAUUGGCAUUGAAGAUUGGAUUCAUAUUGCUUUAGUCAGCACGAAUAUACAAGUUAGUCGCAAAGCAAUUUGUGGCGAUAAAUAUUGUGAUUUAAAUUAUGAGAACUGUUCUAAUUGUCCAAUCGAUUGUGGUAAAUGUCCUCUAAAGCCUGUUCAUAUUGGUUUUAUAACAACGGGCUGCGCUCUUCUAGUCGGUUUAUUCAUCGGAGUUUUUCUAUACUUUAAAAUUCAAGAACAACGCCUGUUAUGGGAUCCGAGUUGGAUUAUUGAUAUUAAAGAAGUUCAACCACUUCGGCCACAACAAUCAAUUAGUUUAACAUCCUUAAACGAUCCGAAAAAGACAAGUAUUAGUAGACAACCAAGUGAAACUAACUUAAGUGUUACCACAACUUUUUCAACGAUUAGUAUUGCACAACAAAUUUUUUGUCCUGCCGGUUAUUUACGACAUACUUGCGUAGCUAUUCGAAAAUAUAAACAUAAACAUUUUCAAUUGACACGUCGUGUACGUGAACAAGUUCGGCUUGUACGAACAUUUAAUCAUAAUAAUGUUUGCAAAUUUAUGGGUGCUUCAUUAUUUCCUAAUGAAGUUAUUAUCUAUAUGGAAUAUAUGCCAAAAGGUUCGUUACGUGAUGUUUUACAAAAUGAUAAAAUACCUAUAACGUGGCCAUUUCGGUUUUCAUUUGCAAUAGAUAUUCUUAAUGGUCUAUCGUAUAUUCAUAGUCGACAUCUUAUUCAUGGACGACUCAAUUCAUCGAAUUGUGUUGUUGAUCAACGGUUAACCAUAAAAAUCACAGAUUAUGGUCUUGACGAUCUUCGUUUUCAUAAUAUUAGUGUUAACUCAUAUGUUCAAUCAAUCGAAGCCUAUAAAAGAGCUUAUUACGCACCUGAACUAAUAUCAAUUAAUGAAUUGAAAUUAACUCCUCCAAUAGAUAUUUAUGCAUUUGGCAUUAUUCUAAAUGAAAUAGCAACACGAGCGGAACCGUUUGGGGACGAUGAUAUUGAAUCGAUUAUGAAAAUUGGUUAUCGUCCGAAACUUGCUCAGAUGACUUUUGAUGUUAAUAAUGAAAAUGAAGACGAUUUUUGUCCGUUACCAUCAUCGUAUAUUCGACUUGUUAAACGAUGUAUUAUAGAAAAUCCGUAUGAUCGUCCAACAUGCAAAGAUAUAGAAAAACACUUGAAGAAAAUGUGCCCAUUUCAAAUGAGUCCAAUUGAUUUAAUAUUUAAAAAGAUGUCUCUUUAUCAAACAAGUCUUGAACAAGCUGUACAAUUACGCACACAUGAACUUGAACAAGAAAAACAUAAAUCGGAAAAUCUUCUAUACAGUAUGUUACCGAAAAGUGUUGCUGAACAAUUAAGAGUUGGCCAAAUGGUUUCAGCAGAAUAUUAUGAAAAUUGUACGAUAUAUUUCAGUGAUAUCGUUGGAUUUACAACUAUUUCAAGUCGAUGUAAACCUAUUGAUGUUGUUGAAUUUCUCAACCGGGUUUAUACAACAUUUGAUACAGUUGUUGACCGUUAUGAUGUUUAUAAAGUUGAAACAAUUGGAGAUGCGUAUAUGGUGGUUUCCGGCGUGCCGAAAAGAAAUGGUAAUGAACAUGCAUAUCAAAUAGCGACCAUGGCACUUGAACUUGUUCGUCAAUCAACAAAAAAUAUUCUUAUACCAUUUUCAAAUAAUGAAAAACUUCGAAUUCGCGUUGGUUUACAUUCCGGACCUGUUUGUACUGGUGUUGUUGGUUCAAAAAUGCCUCGAUAUUGUCUUUUUGGUGACACUGUAAAUACUGCAUCGAGAAUGGAAUCGAAUGGUGAAGCCAAUAAAAUUCAUAUGACAAAUGAUACAAAGGAAUUGCUAGAUAAAACUGGUCGUUUUCUUAUUGAAAAACGAGGAACAAUGCAUAUCAAAGGAAAAGGUGAAAUGACAACUUAUUGGCUACUUGAAGAGCUAGAGUCAAAAAAUGAUUGCAUCGAAAAAAAUCUUCUAUACGUACAGCCAAUAAGGCUUCCACCAAUACACAGAAGAGAAGUUUCAACAUCACUUCAUGUUCCAAAUUCAACAACUAUUUCAAUUCCACAUGGUUCACCAUCACCACGAAAGACAACUACUUUCAAUUUAAUCUCGAUAGAAUAG